Monopterus albus (swamp eel) is the source of this 4940-nucleotide messenger RNA. RefSeq names its product putative helicase mov-10-B.1. NCBI's taxonomy places the organism in Eukaryota, Metazoa, Chordata, Actinopteri, Synbranchiformes, Synbranchidae. The transcript has 23 exons. Bases 120 to 3164 code for a protein of 1014 amino acids. Gene Ontology annotation, molecular function: ATP hydrolysis activity; RNA binding; 5'-3' RNA helicase activity. The record is from RefSeq and is a predicted model, not a curated record.
ACGAUCGCCAGUGUACUGGAUUUCCCCCGCUGGAGAUGUAAAUGUAACCCGUCUGUUGGUGCGCUUCAUAUCCGUGUUCAGGUGAUCAUCUCGGAUGGUGUGUUUGGAUAACUUUGAUAAUGGUUAGGAACAGCUUAUCUGAACGCCGCCAAAUUGGACUCGACUUUUUUGGGUUUUUAAAGGAGACUGAUCGAGCAUCCAUCGUAAACAGACUGGAGCUACGAGAAAUUUACAACCAAAAGUUCAAGACCAGGGAUGCAGAGCUAAAAUAUCCAAACUUUGGUUCGGUCCUUUAUGCGCUGAAGGUGUCCGGCAAAAUAACGAGACGAAAAGACAACAUUUACUUCAGCUCCGCGGUCAGAGAGCUCUAUGUAGACCAGUGGCAGAGACCCAGGAGGCGUCAGCCACAGCCUGUGCAGAAUGGGGCAGCAGGUCCAGGGCCAGUACAGAAUGGGGCAGCAGGUCCAGGGCCAGUACAAGUCACAUCAGCAGAGGGGGCAGAAACAGGAGUUCGAGACCGCAGGAAACUGGCUAGCCUUCUGAUCAGUGAACUGAAGACACACAGGGCUCUCUUCAUCUCGGACAAACAUGGUGUCAGCAUUACAGCCGAAGAGCCGUUUGAGGAUGGGAGACUUCAGCUAUGGGUGGAAGACACACAUGUUGAUGAGUAUGUGGUAAAACUGACUGUGAACAACACUCGAACAACUGCUGUACAUUUCACCUACUACACCUCACUGCAGUGGCUCGGAUACUUGACUCUAAGAGAUGAGAGCAAAGUGACCAAGAAAAACCCCCUGUCACUACAACCAGGUGACAGUUAUGAAAUCCAGGUUUGCUUUAGCUGCAAAAUGGUUGGCUUCUAUCCAGCUACACUGGCCUUUGAAUUCAAACCAGAUUUGAAUGACUCAGAUGCAUUUCACAUCGUCCGCUUCUUUGAGGCUAGAUGUGUAACUGCCUUAGGACGGGAGCUGGCACCUGUAGCACCCUACAAACCUCUCUCCCUUCCUGCCUGGACCCCUGAAGUUAAAUGCAUGAUUGUGGAUGGUCAGCCACCUGAAGGGUUGUCGGUGCUGAGACUAAGAAAUGUGGUGCCGCUAAGAGAUUAUAAAAUACCACUAUAUAUGAACGAGCUCAUCAAGUUACUCAAGCAGCCUGCUGGCGUCUCUGGCAGAAGAAUGGCCUUGCUGGAGAGUCCCUUGAGCUGGGAGAACUACUGUGAGAAAUUCCACUUGCUGCUGUUUCUGGAAGAGCUGCAGAUGGAAGUGGACAUCAAGAGAUACAACAUCCCCAACAAUGAUAAAGAAUAUGCCACUAUGGUCAGAGACCCAGCAAACAAGAAACUUCUCAUACUAGAGGUACCUGGUGUGUCUGAGAACCGGCCAUCUGUGCUACGAGGAGAUAAGCUGCUGGUGUGUCCUUUAGGAGAGACAGGGGUGAAGUACUGUGGCUACGUCCACAGCGUGCAGCUGGACUGUGUCAAACUGGGCUUUGAUUCAAAAUUGUUGGAUCUGUUUGUAGACAACAUGAAGUUCAAGGUUGAGUUCACUGUCAACCGCCUGACUCUGCGUCUUCAGCACAGGGCUGUAGACCUGGCAAUUGAAAAGAGACUGGAAAAUGUGCUGUUCCCUGCUGCACCCAGCUACUUCCCUCCACCAACUGAGCUUCCCAAACUCAGGCUGUUUGACUCAAAGUUGGAGAGGAACCCAGAGCAGUUACAUGCAGUACAGCGCAUUGUAGCUGGCUCAUCCAAACCUGCUCCUUACCUGGUGUUUGGCCCACCUGGAACAGGCAAAACUGUGACUCUGGUGGAGGCCAUCAAGCAGAUAGAGAAGACCCAGGCCUCCUGCCACAUCCUGGCUUGUGCUCCCUCCAACAGUGCUGCUGAUCUGCUCUGUACAAAGAUUCUGGAACACGUGGACCAGCAUAAAGUCCAUCGCAUGUACGCCAGCAGCCGGGACCCACAAUUAGUCCCUAAAAAUCUAAAGGAAUGCUCUAACCUAGAAGGGGACCACUAUGUUUUUGCUCCUAAAGAGAAGCUGAUGGAGUAUAGGAUUAUGGUCACCACCCUGAUAACUGCUGGAAGGCUGGUCACAGGAGGCAUUCUGGAAGGACAUUACACUCAUGUGUUUGUGGACGAGGCAGGACAUGCUGUGGAAACUGAAUGUUUAAUCCCAUUGGCAGGGCUGCUGCAUGCUGAGUCUGGUCAGGUUGUUCUGGCUGGAGACCCCAAGCAGCUCGGACCCAUCCUCAGAUCCCCUUUUGCACUGAAAUACGGCAUGGGAGUGUCCUUCUUGGAGCGCAUGAUGAAUGAUAUCCCUUUGUACCAGAAGGAUCAGGAGGAUGGGUUCAACAGUCGCUUCGUCACCAAAUUGCUGCGUAACUACAGGUCCCAUCCUGCCAUUCUGAAGGUUCCUAACGAGCUCUUCUAUGACAACAAGUUACAGGCUUGUGCAGAUGAAAUUAAACGCAACUCCUACUGCAGAUGGGAACACCUCAAAAAGAAGGACUUCCCACUGAUCCUCCAUAAUGUCACUGGCAUUGAUGAGCGUGAGGCCAGCAGUCCUUCAUUCUUCAAUGUGGCAGAGGUGGAGGUGCUGAUGAACUAUGUGAGGAAACUGCUGGAGACAGGAGGCAAGAAGGGCCUGGCUACCAUCUUACCCAAAGACAUUGGUAUCAUCGCCCCCUACAGGAAACAGGUGCAGAAAAUCCGUAAGUUCUUGGAAAAGGUUGGGAAAGACCUCAAACUGAAGGACAUAAAUGACCUUAAGGUUGGUUCAGUGGAGGAGUUCCAAGGUCAGGAAAGGAGAGUAAUCCUGGUGUCUACAGUUCGGAGCAACACCAAGUACGCAGACUUGGACAGAAAGUUCAGUCUGGGCUUUGUCAAGAAUGAGAAGAGAUUCAAUGUGGCUGUGACACGAGCCCAAGCCCUGCUGAUUGUGGUGGGAAACACCAGAGUGCUGAAGACGGAUACUACCUGGAACCGCUUCAUCCAGUACUGCAGAGAGGAAGGAGGCUACAUUGACUUUGGGGCAGAUGACGAUGAUGACGAGGAGAACAUGAUCGAGAGGUUCGCCAGCCUGUAUCUCGAUAUCAAGCCUGAAGUUGAGACUGCGGAGAGCGCCAUUCAGCAGUCUCUGCACCCCGAGUGGAGGAACGACCUUUGAAGAAAAAGAGCCGACUUCAUCCAUGGCACCUGAAGGAAUUCAUUUGCCUUCCCCUUAUAGAUUUCUAUAGGCUUAUAGAUUUCUACCUUUUGUACACAUUCUUCUGAGGGCUUUGAUACCUCUUUAAAAAAAUACCAAAGUAUAUUGUUCAACUCAGGUUAGUCUUUUUAAUUUCAACUCGAGAAACAUAGACAGGAAAGUGAUUCAUGUUUAAAGCAGACAGCUUGUCUUUGGUUACCUCAGUGGGCUGCACAAACACCACUUUCAAUUGGAACAGUUUCACUUGAAACAGAUGCCAACAUAAAAUUGGAGAAUGAAUUUUAAAAGUAAUUUGGUUCUUUAAAAUGAAUUUUACAAUCAUGUGUAUUUACAGUUUGUCCCUGAAUUGAAUGUGUACAGAUAUUUCUAUUAAUUAAUAAAAAUUAAGUAUUUAGAACUGUUUAUUUCCUGAUCACUUUGGCAUUUGUUGGUUUUAGUUUAAUGGAAAUGGAGUCUUGGGUUUCUGUUAAAUGAAACAGCAAUUUUUGGGCUAUAACGUGCAGCCUCACCUGUACAGUCCUUCACCUUUUGCUAAUGAAAAGGUUUGACCAACAUGCCAGGAUAUGAAUUUAAACCAGUUAAGAUUACGUAGUAUUUCAAAAAUACUUUAUUAACAUGUUUGUCACAUUCAGCACUUCUCACUCCCGUUUGUAAAGCAUCAUCACAAUCAUUUGCUCUUGACCUGUUUGACAUUACAGACGUAUAGAGGCACUGUCCAGGAAUUAGCCCAAGACCACAACAUUCUGAUCUUGGUGGAUCUGAAUGUACUGGAUAAAUGAUAUCAAUGUAAGGACCAUCUCGUUCACUUAAGUGUGUUCAGGGCAGGACUACAUAUAUUCACAAUGUCAUACCGCCUCAAAUAUGUUCACUUUAACUGUAUCAGAGGGCUGCAGGUAAGAUGGGAUGGUUUGAUGAUUCCGUCACUGUGGAAAGUUACUGUAGUUUAAAUUUUACUUUUUUUAACCACUUAAAAUUGACACUUGGACUUUCAUCCCAAUUUUGUUGCAAUUUGUUCAGAUUGGUGUAAAAACUUCAAACUUAGAUGUCACAUUUCAAUUUUGAGCCCAAAGACAGACACACACCCUGUCUUUGAGGUUGGCUGCACAGGACAUUGUCUAUAAGGGCCACACAAAAGGAACUUUGAACACUGGCUUAGAUAUCCUCAUUUGUUCAAUCACAUUUCAAAGAAUUUUCCCAUAGUGUAAAAUGAAGGGGUAUUGCACAUCGACAAGCCCCAAUUUCAGAUGGUCAAGACUGCUACUGAUCUGCUGAGCACAAAGAAGAGUGCACAUUAGCUGAGUAUUUAUACAGAAUGGUCCUGUCUGAAUAUUAAUGGCUGUGUAGUGUGCACCCAUUAUGUGCAAAGCACAGAAACCUGUAGGUUACAGUGUGCGCUCGUCCUCAGUUAAUCCAGUACACAGUGGUACAUCACAACCUCUAGUGGACCUGAAACAGUACAGAGUUCAGACAGGACAGCAGGGUUUGCUGAGGGAAGGCAGUGGUGAUGUCUGUCAGAGUCAGUAUGAGCAUGACUAUGAGUAUUGUCUCCGUGACAAUAGACCAGUGUCUCUAGUGCCAGUUUAAGCUAGCACCAUGGAAGACAGACCAAGGUGCAGCCCAUAACGACCUCACACAAAUAGCUGUUGCAGCUUCAAUUUAUGUGGGUUUCUAUGGAUUAAUGCUGUGAUCAUGCUCUAAAUUUAGUUCUUGCCAGAAGGUAGGAGGAGAAAAAAAAAA